UACGUAGCUACGUUGUGUUAAACGCCACAACUCUUAUCAUUGAAACUGAUUACGAACCGGUGGCAAUUGUGAGUACUGAGUAGGGAAUCGCUGGUCAAAGGUUCAUACUUUGAUAUUGUGCCGGUAUGGAAUUCGACUAUGUUCAUUUCAUUCGUAUUCAUCCUUAAAAUACGUUGUUUUUAUGAAAGAACCCAUACGUCACAGUUGGAAAAUUCGGAAUCAUUUUAAAAAUAUAUUUUAAAAUGGAUAGCAACAAUAGAUCCGAAGAAGCUGUUCCUAUGAUCCCACUGAACGUUGAUAAACCCAAUGAAAAUGGCGAAAGUGAAACAAACGAAGGAAUUAAAACGGCCCCAGCAUCACCAACUCCAUCUGAAAAAUCUGUCACCGAGGCAAAUUCAGAAAAACUUUCGGAUACAGUUGCAAUCGAUGUUGUAGGCGAUCAAUACCCAGUGGAACAGAAGAAAGUCCCUUACGAACAUAGUCUCAGUCUGACCUCGGAUUUUAAUUCCAUGUUACCAGGUCCCAUGCAAAUUCCAAUGAUGGAUAUAACCAACGGUGGGACAGGAAAUGAUCAAAAAGGCGAUGGAACGAAAAAAUCAACCGAUGCACCAGAUGGGUUCAAUCAAUACAGAAAUCAAAAAUCAUUUUCACAAGGAAUGUUGGAUAUCGCAUUGUUUACCAGUAAUGUUAACCAGUUGAGAGCAGUUACCAUGCGUGCACCUCAAUCGAUGAAUUUCACUUUUAUUUUCAUUAUCAUCUUGUUGGUUUUAAGUAUAGUUUUCCAGAUCGGGGUAGGAUUGAUACUGCUAUUGAGUGCGAGAUACAAUGUCAACAAAGAAGAGGAGAGGAAAGCAGUUUACAAAAUGGGUAAUUACGUAGUAGCUGGUGUUUUUCUUAUCACUGUUUUAAAUCUAUUUAUAGCAGUAUUUUACGAUUACGAAACUCCUCCUCCGAAAUAAUUUGGUAGGCAACGGACAAAUUAACUGUGAAGAUUUUCAUCGCAGUAGGGUACAAUAAGUAUUACAUGCUCGUAGAAUGAUAUACGUAGGUAUCUAGCAAUAAAUUACAAAAAUUUGUUUCAUUCAAUAACUUGGCUGUUGAACUGAAUUCUUGACUCAUAGAGUACAACUUUUUGUAAAAAAAUCAUUUUAUUAAAUUUUCUAAAUUAAUUUUUCAUUUGAUAUUUUUAUACAACUAUAAACUUAUUUUUAAUCGAAUAAAAUUAUAAUUACCUGUUAUUUUAAAAUGAUUGGAUCUGAUAUGAUCUGAGCAAAUGGACAUUCCAUGGAUUCAAUUUUUAAUCGAAUAAAAACUAAUUUCUGAUCACUGAUCAAGUCAAAUGAAUCAGAUCCAAUCAUUUUCUGCUAAAUUUGGGAGGCUAAAAAAUUUGUAAAUAUUUAAUUUCUCCAUUUGGGGGUGAUUUCGUUGAUUUUGUGAUUAGUGAUUACAUACCUACGUCCUCAGUUUUCUUAAUAAGUACUUAGUUUUUCUUUCGAACAAUUGAUUUAGGUAUUAUUAUUGCUAUUCUGAUAAUAUAAUACAUUUUUCUACAUUCUU
Messenger RNA from Planococcus citri (citrus mealybug), 1557 nucleotides. RefSeq lists its product as uncharacterized. The transcript is spliced from 4 exons. The coding region runs from base 243 to 959 and encodes 238 amino acids. Gene Ontology annotation, biological process: cell adhesion; tissue regeneration. The record is from RefSeq and is a predicted model, not a curated record. NCBI's taxonomy places the organism in Eukaryota, Metazoa, Arthropoda, Insecta, Hemiptera, Pseudococcidae. Gene Ontology annotation, cellular component: membrane.